This is a messenger RNA of Aspergillus fijiensis CBS 313.89, 1536 nucleotides long. RefSeq names its product putative carboxylesterase. NCBI's taxonomy places the organism in Eukaryota, Fungi, Ascomycota, Eurotiomycetes, Eurotiales, Aspergillaceae. The coding region runs from base 1 to 1536 and encodes 511 amino acids. The transcript is spliced from 5 exons. The record is from RefSeq and is a predicted model, not a curated record.
AUGACGAUCCUUCUAACGCAGAACCUGGGCAAGAUCCGCGGGCGCGAUAGUAACAAAGUGACCCAAUUCCUAGGCAUCAAGUAUGCCACGCUUAGUGAUAGACUUGCAGACGCCCAACUCAUUGAAACUCGCGACGGGGAGGUGCUCGACGCGACCAAAGAUGGCCCGACGACACUGUCCCCGUCGUUCGGAUGCGACCUAGAGCUCAGCAUCGUUCAGCAUACCCUGCCCAAGAAGCCUCUUCCCCAAUCCGACGUCGACUGCCUGAACUUGAACAUUGCGACUCCAAGCGACACCACGACCGAUGCUCGUCUGCCGGUCUUCGUUUUCAUCCACGGCGGCGGGCUGUUCAUUGGGGCCAAUUCCUGGCCGCAGUUUGAUCUCGAGCGACUGGUUGCGCUGUCUGUGUCGAACGGGCUGCCUAUUGUCGCAGUGUCCAUCAACUAUCGACUGGGCAUGUUCGGGUUCAUGACCUCAGAAGAGCUGAGGAACGCCGGCUACAAAGCGAACAAUGGCCUGCGAGACCAGCGGGUCGCUCUGGAGUGGGUGCGCCGGCACAUCGGUGACUUUGGCGGGGAUCCGGACAAUAUCACUCUUGCUGGGAUGAGCGCCGGCGCUGCAUCGGUCGCCUGUCAUCUUGAGUCGGAAACGCCUCUUUUCAAACGAGCUAUCUUGAUGAGCGGGAAUCGUUUCUUCUCGCCUAGCCUACCCUACGAGAGUCAUGAGCAAAGCUAUAAACAAGCAAUGGCAGCAUUGGGCUUGGCGGGUGCCUCACCAGAGGAACGCAUUGAGGCCUUGCUGAAGUCUCCUGGCGAGGACUUGGUCGCGAAGGUCCCUCCGUCCAUAACUCCGACAUUUGCAGUGGAUGGAGAUCUGGUUCCGUCCGCAAUAACUUACUCACAGCUGGCGGAUAAAACCAACCACAUCCCCAAAGGCAAGGACUGGUGCCAGGACUUGAUGGUUGGCGAUGCCCAGAUUGAUAUCUCGGUCAGGUACGGCAUAACUCAGGACUUAGAUGACGAGGAUGCGUUUCUUGCGAUCCUCGAGUUCUUGAAUGACGUUUGGAUGUUCGCCCCUUCAUUGGCAUCUGCAAAAGGCUGGAAGGGACGCGCAUUUGUCUACUACUUUAACGAAGGCAACCCAUGGGAUGGCGCUUGGAAAGGCCGAGCUGGGCACAUUCUAGACCUUGCUUACCUCUUCCAGAACUUCCGUGAGUUUAUGUCGCCUGCACAGCAAAAAGUGAGCUCUGCAAUUGCAGAAGACUUUUUCAAGUUCUGCCAUGGCAUCCAGCCGUGGCCCCCAGUUGUUGGUGGAGACCUUGAGGGCGGGUUUACUGCUCGAGUCUAUGGCCCCAGCUCUCAAGAGCCUGCGACCCAGCAAGUCCAGCGACCUUUCGGUGGGAAAAGCCAACGUCGAUUCACAAUCUUCGACCUCGGUGACAAGGUCUCUCUUGAUGAUCUUUCGAGAAUCGCUACCAUGUUCACUGCAGGACAGUAUUUGAACGACCGCCGCUGUAAACAGCCCCUUAACACAUAA